Messenger RNA from Caenorhabditis sp. 36 PRJEB53466, 5285 nucleotides. The record is from the annotation of a GenBank genome assembly. Lineage: Eukaryota; Metazoa; Nematoda; Chromadorea; Rhabditida; Rhabditidae.
AUGAGCGAAAUUUACUCGCAAUUGGGUAGGUUUGGGAAAAAUUGGGCUUACUAUAGUUCUUAUAGAUUUUUUUUUUUAAUUAAAAAAAAGAUGAUCACAUUUAAAAAAAAGAGACUUUCCUAGACUUUCUCGAGAAAAAUACAGUUUACGGAAUAACAGAUUUUGAAAACAUUUAAAAAAAAGAUGAUCAAUCUGUGUAUAGGAAACCGUCACGAGUGCCUACAACACCUGAUCGAAUUCCGAAGGCUGGCGCAAAAGUGUGCGAGUCGUUCGCAAGAGCAGCUGAGUUUUCACGUGGAAGCAUGGUGCAUCAAUCAGCUGUACGCCACCGGAGACGCCAAUUUGACGGAUGUGGACAGUGCGAUCGAGGCGACACGCAAAAGUAGGGAGAUGGUCGAAAAGUGGGGAAAGGCGUUCAAAGAAUCGGAGCCGGGCGGAUCGGUGAAACAGCGGAAGGCUCAGUUGGUGAGCGGCACUGGCAUCAUUCAUUCAUUUUUUUUUAGUGAUAUUCAUGACGUUUUUUAGUACAUUCUCGAGGCGCAACUCGAAGAACUGCACGGUCAUAAUCAGAAAGCCAUGCAAUUGUUGGACAAGGCCGACCGAUUGUUAAGGUUUUAUUUUUGAUUUCGGUGACGUUCCGUCAGACUCGGACGAUUCUUGGACUUGGAAUCAAGAAUAUUGGGUCCAAGAUCGGAUCGAUAUGAAACCGGAACCCAAGAUUCUUCAACCCAAGUCCAAGAAGUUUGCAAAAUUAGCGGAUUGCAGUGCGAAUGACAAAACGAUCCGAUACGAGCUGCGACGAACGCGAUGUGCGGUGGCUCCAGUCGACCGUCGAAUCGAUUUGGCCGAAUUGAUGGAGGACGAGGCGCCGGAGGACAAGAAGGCGAUGGCCAUGUGCGAACUCGCGCAUGUACCAUUUUGAUCGAUUUCUUUAAACUUCUGGCAGAGCUGGGGAAAAUUUCGGCCCGGGCUGGACUUUUGGCCGACUUGAAACUCAACAGGCUGCUUGGGCAUGGAUUCAGACCGAUCGGACCAUCCGGUCCCGAGAUAUCUGGACCAGAGGCCGAAAAUGUUUUCGGAAAAAGCCUUCAAAAAGCCCGAGUCGAGAUUUGCCCCGCCCUGACUUCCGGUAAACCGUGUUCAGUCUCAUUAUCGACUAUUAUGCCGCGUCCAAAGUCUCGGAAAACCCGCAAAUCUCGCGGAUUUUGCAGUCCAAAGUCGGCAGAAAUUUGCGGGAAAUCCGAGGUGCGCACAGCUGAACGAGUGUUACCGUACACCAUAAAACUACGGUAUUUUUUGAAAAUUUACCCAAGAAAUUUGUAAAAUUUCAAAUAUUCUCGAGAAAUUUAAAUUAAAAAAAAAAUUUCAAAUAUUCUCGAGAAAUUUAAAUUUUUUCAAAAAAUACCGUAGUUUUAUGGUGUACGGUAACACUCGUUCAGCUGUCACCCCGGAUUUUCCGCAAAUUUCUGCCGACUUUAGACUGCAAAAUCCGCGAGAUUUGCGGGUUUUCCGAGACUUUGGACGCGGCAUUAGAGGAUUAACGAUUAGUUUUCUUAUUUCAGUUAGACUAUAAAGCGCGAAUUUUUUUACUCUUUCAAGUCUAGUUGGAAUAUUUUGCACUAAAUUAGCACGCUCGGUAUAAUAGAACUGAACACGGUUCAUCUACCAAAAAUUUUGAAAGUCAACCGUUUCAGCACUACGUGGCCGCACAACACAUCGAUAAAGGUUACCGAAAACUGGUGAUGGCCUACAUGACGCAGAGGGAGCACCUAAACCCGCCGGAAAAAGAGGAGAUGACGCGACGGCUUGCCAUAUUGUACCGACUCGUGAGAUAUGAGAAAAUUCUGAAAAAUCAGAGUCAAGAACCGCGAAUCACGCUGUGCGAACUGUAUGAAGCGGUCGGCGAUUUGUACGACAAGUACUGGCAAACGAUGACCGAAAGGGAGAAACGGGACUAUCGCGAGUUUGUCGUCAAGAAAAUUCUCGAGAACUACAAGAAAAUGUUGGAGUGAGUCGUUUUUUUUUUCGGGAAAAAGUGCAGUGUUUUUUACCGAAAUUUCAAAAUGUUCAGACACAAACGCGACAAUGACGAUGCUCUCCGAGCAUAUCUCGCGAUGGCUCUGGUCUAUGGCGAUUUGGACGACCAUCAGCAGUCGAUGCAAUUUUUCCAAAAGCGUUUGGAUCUUUUGACCAAGAGUGGCGCUUCUAGGGAUAAGGUUAAGGCUGGAAAUUGAAUAAUAUGGAAGCUUUGCUUAUUUACUAGCCAUUUGGGAAAAAAUGUAGAAUUUUUUCAGGGCUGCGCAAAAAGCCGGACUUUGACCCACUUGCAAUCAUCCGAUCGGACCAAAACUUUCCAAACUUCUUCGACUCGGGCUGAAGUAUCUUGGGUCCGAGUUUCAGAUUGAUCCGAUCAUCCGGUCCCAAGAUGUGUGGAUCAGAGGCCAAAAAGUCCAAGUUAUUGCGAUAAUUGCGGCUUUUGCGGUCUCUGAUCCACAUAACUCGAGACCGGAUGAUCCGAUCGGUCUGAAACUCGGACUUAAAAUACUUAAAUCCGUGUCCAAGAAGCCUGCAAAGUUUGGGGCCGAUCGGAUCAUUGCAAGUGGGCCAAAAACCACUUUUUCGAACUGGAAAAGACCCCUGUUUCUAGAAAACAAUAAAGUACGCCUACUUGGAUCUGGGUUUUGAAAAAUAGCACGGUUUUUCAGUGACAACUAUCAAUUCUUGCAGAUAAUCGACACGCGCGUCUCCCUGUUCACGUGCAUGUGCAAAUUGAGUGAUCCGAAAGUGGAGAGCACAUUUUCGGAGCUCGACACGCUCUGUUUCAUGGAUAGCAACCGAAAAGAGCUGUACGAAUCGUUUUCGGCGUACUGCGCCGAGCGAAACGAACCGGAGAACGCGGAGAAAUGGCGGAAAGAGGCGAAGAAAAUUCGCGAUAGUCUCGUGAAAAAUGAGGACGACGAGACGGAUGUGCUCUUUGGAAAGUUGUCCGAUCGCGACGUUUUGAAGUUGUGCAGAAGUUGCAAACCGAUUUAUUUUUCCCCCAAUAGAAUCGACAAAUAUUGCAGAAGAACACGAGCUGAUCAAUUUGGACAACUUGACGAAAUAUCAGUUGGAAAAGACGAACGACAUGGGCGAGACGCGGCUGCAUCAGGCGGCGAAAGAGGACAACGCGGAGGUCGUGCGGAAGCUGUGCCAAUUGGUACCGCGUUUUCUCAAAACCUAAUGGUUUUAAAGAAAAGGAGAAUCUAAAAAAUGCAUUUUUGAAACAGGAAAAAAUCUAAACGUUUUGAUUACUUUUUUUUCCCGAAAAAAAUCGGUUUCACCACGGAAAUGUUAUUCUAUUCUCAAACUUUAUUCUAUUAGUUAUUCUAUUAGUUAUACGUGGCCAUCUUUCUUCUUACUAAACUACUACUAAACUUGGGUGUGUGUGUGUGCAAGACCCCCCGACCGAUGUGUUCCAUACUUGGCACAUCGUAAUGCCACUCGGAGCGCUUCACCUACAGUAACGUAAAGUUAUCGAAUGAAUCGUAUUACGCUAGUUACGGCAGUCCGCGUUUUCUCUGUGUCUCUUCAUUUCACAGAAAAUUUCUCUCAUGCUUUCGUUCAGUCACACAUUUGAAGUCCCCCAGUGAACAAAAGAGGGAAAGUUAGGCCAGGGUGACUACUAUCUAUUCGAGACCGCGGUAAAAAAAAAAUGAUUGCAGGGGUGUGACGUGAACGCACGGGACAACGGCGGCUGGACGCCUCUCUCCGAGGCGGUCGCGCACGACGAAUACAAAAAUGUUGAAGUUUUGCUUGCGUACGGCGCCGACGUGAACUCCCGCAGCAAAGAGUCGUUUGUGUCGGAGGACUCGUGCGAAUCGCAGGAAAAGGGCAACCAUUUCCGGUUGACGCCGUUGAUGGAGGCGUGCACGAACGGAUUCGUUCGGAUCGCGCAGCUUCUGAUCGAACGGUCGGCGAAAAUCGAGCUGAGGGACAGUGCCGGAUGGACGGCACUCGAUCACUUGAGGCGAGCCAUUUUUUUGGGACCACUUUUCAAAAAACAUUUGCGUUUUCAGACACGGCAUCGCUGAAAAAGGCGCAAGUCGAGAAGUGCAAAGAUUCGAGGACUAUUUGGUGAUGAAAAUGAAAGAAUACGAUUUGCCGCCGCUCAAAAUUCCAAUUUCCGCCGUUUUCAAGACGACGAGAAGUGGUGGGCGGAGCGAGGUGAUUUUAGACAUUUCGUAGACAUUUCGCCCUCAAAAAAUUGUUUGUUUUUCAUAAUUUCUUGCAGCUCGACGAUUCGCCGCCGGACGACGAGGAAGAGUGCUUGAUUUUGGACGGCCUCGCGUCCAGAAAACGCAGAAAUUCGCCGUCUUUCGAGCAGAAUGUAUCGAAGCGACGAGCGAGAAGUGGAGAGAAUUUGAGGUUGUUUUUUGCUCGAUGUCCGUUGGUUCAAGCAUUGCGGCAGUAGACCAAAUCUCUACGAGCAUCCCGGUACGAAGUUGGACCAGUUUUCCGUCACCUCGUCGCUCCACCGCUUCCUCUUUUCCGUGCUUCCGUGUUGAUUAAUGAUGACAUUUAGUCUCCGGAACCAAUAUGCAGUGCUCGUACUUUUUUUUCUUAAAUGAACAAUUGAAACAUUUUUUUUUUCAAGACAUUUUCUUUUGCAGACCGCCCUCCGCGUCUCCGUCGCCGCGUCCGCCACGGAUCCCUAAGGUUCCGGUGAUCCGUCGAAGCCCCGUCGGUUCUCAGUCUCCGCCUCCGCAUCACCAGUUUUUCCAACGAAAUGCGACGGUCCGACGCUCGAAUUCGCCCACAAUGACGGUGAGAUCGGAUCCGACCGUGUACGGAAAAGACGAUGAUGUCGAAGUGAUCGGAUGCGUAAAAAGGAGGUAUUUGGUGUCCGAGAAAGCCAAAAAUUGCAGUGAUUGUUCAGAUCGCGUCAAUCGUUCUCGCCUCCCAAAACCUCUUCGACGCGUCAGCCGCUACCCACAAAUAGCGUGGUCGUGGUGAAGUGUCACUUUGAAUUGCCGGAAGGAUCGCACGAGCGCAUCCAGUCGAUCAUGUUGCCAAUCGAGCGGACGCUGACGAUCGGAGAGACGAAGCGACGCGUGCUCUCGCAAAUUCGCCAGCCCCAGCUAAAGGUGGCGAGCGUCUGGCGGCACGGAGACGUCGACAAGUGUCUGCUGGCAGACGAGCUCCUCCUCGCGCACCUCUCCAGUGUCAACGAUCUCGCGUUGGUUUUCCGGAUGGCCGCGCCGCCUGCCGAUCAGGUUUAUCAGGAAAUAACGGAGAGUGAGUGA